Tetrahymena thermophila SB210 is the source of this 2181-nucleotide messenger RNA. RefSeq names its product phosphatidylinositol 4-phosphate 5-kinase. Lineage: Eukaryota; Ciliophora; Oligohymenophorea; Hymenostomatida; Tetrahymenidae. Gene Ontology annotation, biological process: phosphatidylinositol metabolic process. The record is from RefSeq and is a predicted model, not a curated record. The transcript is spliced from 3 exons. Gene Ontology annotation, molecular function: phosphatidylinositol kinase activity.
AUGACUAGAGGAAGUUUUGCGAAAAAUGCAUUAUUUUUAAUAUCUCUUUCUUUACUACACAAUAAAGCACAAGGAGAUUUUUUAGAUUAUAACAAAGAUAAAUUUUAUGACUGUAGCGGAGGAAAAAAUUAUACAGAAGAAUAAGAACAAGAUAUAUUAGUCCUUCCUUACAUAGAUAGAAUUGCAUUUCUGAUAAUACCCCCAUUUUCAAUGUUUAUCAGUCUUUUAGUAAUUAUAAUUUUUAUAAGAUUCAAUCAGACAAGAUCCUUUCCUGGCUAUAUUUCGUUUGCCUUAGCAUUAACAGAUAUGGUUUUGAAUAUAUCUUAUUUUUCGUAAGCCAUUUAUGUUUUUUCUGAAGGAAAUUCUCCUAAAAGCAGUGAUGCGUUUUGCUAACUAACAGCUGCAUUUGGCGUUAUAGCUCUUACGUGCUAAUACAUUUACAAUCUCGCCUUCGCAGUAAUAUUCUAAAUAAAGAUUAGAAGAUCUUUGAAGGGAUAUACAAACAAGUAAUAUUAUUUGCAUGCCUUUGUUUUAGUAGUAAGUGUAGUAAUAUCGAUGGUCUCUAUGAGCUUGAAGCAGAACGGUUUGAAUCUUUUCGGUCUCUGCUCUUUUUCUUCAUCUAAUAAAAAUACAAGCUUCUUAAAUAUCAUCGUUUUGGUAGCUUUUAACGGUAUUUAAUGGCAUACAGUAUAUUAUUUAAAAAAAGUAGUACCGAACAUGUAGCUGCGUGAAAACAGCAUAAAAAUUAUCAACCACUACUCCUUAUAUGUAGUGAUGUCGUCUAUCACAUUCAUGAUUUUUUUGAUCAGUGAUUUUAUUGAAAGUAUGAACUGUGGCUAUAUCAAAGAGCCUGAUGUUAAUAUUUUUAUAACAAUUGGAAAUUUAGCUAGAGUUUUUCUCCCCCUUUUUUAAGGCAUAAUUCGUUUAACUGAUCCUGAAAUUCGUUAGUAUUGUCUCUAUAUUUUAGCAAAAAUGAAGAUGAUAAGUAUGGAUCCCGAGCAGCUAUAAUAAUUAGAAGAAAGAUCUAGAGCACAACAAAUGAAUUAAGAUUCAUGGGUUGCAGAGUUGUCUAAAGACUUAAGAAUUUCCACCGUGUUUACGAUGCUUUGCUCUAUUUAUCUUGAUAUUUUAGAAGAGGACCAAAAGAAUAGCUUAGGCUUUAAAAAGUUAUGCAUGGAAGAUUCAUAAGAAAUAAUUUAAAGAGUUAUAUCGAAUACUGUGGUAAACAGAAGGUUUAAAUUUGAUAAAUGGAAUUUUUAAAAGGAUAAUUAGAGAAAAUAAUUCUAGAUUGUACCAAUUAGAAUGACAACUCAUUCUCCAAUCUUAUUUAGACACAUAAGAGAUUUGGAUAUUGAUGUAAUUGAUUUUUCAAAAUCGCUUGAUGUAAUGAAAAAUCAAGACUAAUUAAUGCAAGCAGUCGGCUAAGCUGACGGCGGAAGAAGUGGAGAAUUCUUCUUCUUCACACAUGAUAAUUAGUUAAUUUUGAAAACACUAAAAGAAGAAGAGCUUGUACCUUUCAAAAAGAAUCUUUAUUCCUAUGUAGAGUAUAUGAAUCAAAACUAAACUUCUAUGAUAUCUAAAAUUUAUGGCAUGUAUUCAUUUGAGGCUAUAAAGGGAGAUAACCAAAGAAUAAAUCUUCUUGUUAUGAAAAAUAUUUUGUGCAUACCAAGAGAGUACAUCUUAAGAACUUAUGAUCUGAAAGGAUCGAAAUUGGGCAGAUAAGUGCUGGUAAAUGGUAAAGAUUAUGAAGAGGCUCUUUUAAGAAAGAGAGUUUUAAAAGAAAAUGAAUUCAUGAAAUACGAAAAAAAAAUAUAUCUUUAAGAGAAAGAAAGUGUGCUUGUAAAAUAAAUAUUAGAAAGAGAUAGUUAGUUUUUAGCCAAGUUACAAUAUGUUGACUAUUCGUUAUUAAUCUUCAAAUUGGAUUAUAAAUAAUUUAGAUUGGACUAAAUAUAAACAUCUAAACAGCUUUUUUAGUCUUUUAAUUGCAUGAAAGAUGUCAGAAACAACGGAAUUUAUUAUCAUAUCGGAAUUAUAGAUUAUUUAUAGGAAUAUAAUUACAAGAAAAAAAUAGAGCAUAAGUUAAAAGAAGUAAGAUACGGGAUAUAAGCUGAUGCCUCAAUUCAAGAGCCUAAUUAUUAUUCACAAAGAUUCAUAGAAUAAAUCGUCAAAAAAAUAUUUUGA